CCUGGCAGCGCCGCCCUGAGCGCGGGCCGCACGUAGCCGCCCCAGAGUGCGCGCAGAGCCGGGACAUAUCCGCGGGACACCGACUUCUCCCCACGGAGACUGUUAAUCGCCAUUGCGGGGAUCGACCGCGUCCCACGGAGAACUCCUGAUCUCCCGGCUCACAGUGCCCGGACCCACUGUGCCCAGGCGGACCCCAGGCGGGGGCCGAGGGCGCCCCUGGCGGCAGGGGCAUGCGCCGCCCGCGGCAUGGCCUCGGCGGUGUUUGAGGGCACGUCGCUCGUGAACAUGUUCGUGCGCGGCUGCUGGGUGAACGGGAUUCGCAGGCUCAUCGUCAGCCGGCGUGGCGAUGAGGAGGAGUUCUUCGAGAUCCGCACCGAGUGGUCGGACCGCAGUGUGCUCUACCUGCACCGCAGCUUCGCCGACCUGGGCCGCCUGUGCAAACGCCUCCGCGACGCCUUCCCCGAGGACCGGUCUGAGCUGGCGCGCGCGCCGCUGCGGCAAGGACUGCUUGCCAUCAAGGGUGCACAUGACAUAGAGACCAGGCUCAAUGAGGUCGAGAGGCUGCUGGAGACGGUCAUCAGCAUGCCGUGUAAGUAUUCUAGGUCUGAGGUUGUACUCACCUUCUUUGAAAGAUCGCCUCUGGAUCAGGUGUUAAAAAAUGAUAAUGUCCAUAAAAUCCAACCCAGCUUUCAAAGUCCUGUUAAAAUAUCAGAAAUCAUGAGGUCCAAUGGAUUUUGUUUGGCAAACACCGAAACAAUAGUCAUUGACCACAGUAUACCCAACGGGAAGGACCAGCUCCUGGAUUCGGAUUCCACAGAGCAUCUGUUUGAAAAUGGUGGUGAUUUCACCUCAGAGCUGGAAGAUGGUGAUGACCCAGCAGCUUAUGUCACCAACUUGUCCUAUUACCAUCUGGUUCCAUUUGAGACAGACAUUUUGGACUGAACCUCUCCAUCGGGCCUUCUCUGCCUCCAUUCUUGACUGCAUGACCUCAUGCUGUCCUGUGCGCACCCAAAGGCCAAAGCCUCUGGUCAGCCUGGGCCUCCCUCCGAGGGGCCUGGGUGUCUAGAAAGCAGAGGUGCAAGGGAUCUUGAUGACCACAGGCAGCUCUGAGGGGCCAUCUACCUGCACUCAGCCCCACCAACCUCCAGCCUGCCUCUUCUGGGACACACUAUUCCUGUCGGCUAUACUUCCUCUUGUCUCACUGCUGACUUGGGGAUUUGGAGAGCAUUCCUCUUGGUCACAUGGCCCUGACUCCCUACUUUUCUCUUGUGUGUCAAAGGCACAAAGCAUUAUUUCAAGAGGAUUUUGAAUACGUUACCAAGUUCUGGACCUUGUGGGCAGGGAAUAUUAAGUGACUCAGGAUUUCCCUGAGAAGGAUGUGUGGCUUUUUUUUUUUUUUACAUCUUCUCCCUGGAAACUGGGUUUGGAGUGAGCUGGAAUGAGCGUUUUCAAGCCUGGAGAAGAUUGCUGGCUUCAGGGAGUUGAGAGCAUUCAUUGUCCUGUGCUUAUGAACCUGGUGUAGAGUUUUCUUCCAAAGAGGAGCACUCCCUCCUCUCUGCCACCUCCUGUCAGUUCUUCUGCUAGGCUGUGAUGGGGUCACCACUGCCUAAGGUGCUCGAAGUCCCUCCCCUGGUGAGCUCAAUGGCAUAAGUGCCAGGAUGAAUCAGAAAGGAAGGGAUGGGGAGGAAGGGAAGCUUACAGCUUGGACCAAAAAGGUCUGGGUCCUGCAAGCUCAUGUCCUCACUGUGUCUACUAACGACCAGCACUUGCUAAUGUAAAUAAUAGUAAAUUAUUGAAAAAUUCUAAUUCUUUUACACAGUCUGUUUUUAAUCUAUUUUAAUUAAAUAAAAUCUAUUGUUCUACUUUGA
Grammomys surdaster is the source of this 1868-nucleotide messenger RNA. RefSeq names its product PX domain containing 1 (gene Pxdc1). The transcript is spliced from 5 exons. Gene Ontology annotation, molecular function: phosphatidylinositol binding. The record is from RefSeq and is a predicted model, not a curated record. Lineage: Eukaryota; Metazoa; Chordata; Mammalia; Rodentia; Muridae. Bases 247 to 942 code for a protein of 231 amino acids.